Molecule: messenger RNA, 300 nt
Organism: Microthlaspi erraticum
Lineage: Eukaryota; Viridiplantae; Streptophyta; Magnoliopsida; Brassicales; Brassicaceae
Source: the annotation of a GenBank genome assembly
AUGUCCGCCAUUAACUCCACCUUUCCUCUGCGUCGCUCUGAAGCGAUUCGGCGCUGUACUCGGAGACAAUGGAGAGAAGAGGAAAGCUCCCGAUGGAGACGAAAAUGGCAGAGUGAAGAGAAGACUGGUGCAGAGAAACGAGCAGAAGAGCGAUCCUCAGAGAGACGGAAAUGGUCGAGGGAAGAGAAAACUGGUUCAGAGCAACGAACAGGGGAAGGGGAAGAUCCUCAGGGGAAUCCGUCGCUGUGUAUCUCCUCGGUGCUCUGCUUCUACUUACCGUUCCAGAUUCUCGUGGUUUGA